This is a messenger RNA of Oikopleura dioica, 1023 nucleotides long. Lineage: Eukaryota; Metazoa; Chordata; Appendicularia; Copelata; Oikopleuridae. The record is from the annotation of a GenBank genome assembly.
AUGAAGCUGCUACUCACGUUGUUGCUUGGGCUCGCUCGGGCCCAAGAAGAAACUACUUUUGAGCCCACGACCCGCGCUUUCACCGUCGACUGGGAUUUCGAAGAAGCAGCCACAGCCGUGCCAACGCAAGAUCCCGAAGAGGUGGCUAGGAUCAUCGCGAAAGAGCUCGAAGCAGAAAACGACAAUACGAAAGAUGGUCGAUCAGCCAACAAGGGCAAAAGAAACUUCCCCAGUCGAGGGCCUCCAAGUCGAGGACCUCCAGUUCGUGGACCGCCCGUUCGAGGUCCACCUCAGAGAGGCCCUCCAGCUGCCUUUGGCAGACGAUUUUCAACUGCGGUGCCAACAGAGCCGCCAACCGAACAACCGACUACAAUUCUACAGACAACAACUUUCACCGCAGAAAAGCCACAGGAAAUCAAAGAAGCUGGACAGUAUCAAGCAGAUGAGCGUCUACUGACCUCAAGUGGACUUGACCGUUCCGGACCUCGUCGACUUGGAGUCGGGGGUCGUCCGAUCUCGAUUCCUGGCCGUGAUUUCGGACCGAUGCCCGUUGAACCUAAGCCUGUCGAGUCUAAACCUGUUGAGUCUAAGCCCGUUGAGUCUAAGCCUGUGGAGUCCAAGCCGGUCAAGUCCAAGCCCGUUUCUACCAAACCUGUUCAGUCGAAUCGAGUAGUAGACAGAGGCUUGCAGUCUCCUAAUCAGCUCAUGGCUGAGAAACUCGGACUCACUCUCGGAGAAGAGCGACGAUGCUGGAUUUGCAAUAACGCCAGGUCAAUGAACGACUGUCUUUCCAACGGAACCUACAAUGUUUGCCGCAAUCACGAGUCGUGUCAAACCGAAACUCGUUGGGAAAAUGGACUGAUCAAGAUCAACUCACAAUGCAAGCAGCGAAAUGCUUGUACUGUUGCGACCAAGCAAACAAGCCAGUGUGACAAAAUGAAGGGUAAGUCUGGACGAACGUGCUGGCGAUGCUGCCACAAUGAUCUUUGCAACAUCAACGACAUUGAUCCAUCAACUUACUAA